AUGCGCACCACAGUUCUUUCCCAAGCCCUCGCCCUGGCAGGCAUGGCCAACCUAGCCACAGCAAGCGACGACGCAGCUACCACAUCGAUUGCCUACUUCCACCCCGAAGUCUAUGAUGCCGUGCGCCUGGGUAUCCUCUCGUAUAGCGGCACCGCCGCCAGCGUCGUUUCCGCCGAUGCCACAGCGACAACCCUCGCCAUCGGCUGUCUCGAGUCGGCACCGUCCUCAUCGUGCCUCAUCGACCCGAAGAAUCCGCAGACCAUGAUCCAGGGUGACUCAACCUGGAGCUGGAAAGGGCAGUACACGAGUCUGGACUGGCAUCCCCCUGUAACGGCGACGGUGGACUACGGGUGCACAUAUACCUCGCAAUCGAUCGAUGCAAGUUGCUCCUUCAGCUAUAGUGCCUAUGGCUCGAGUGAUGGGCUGGCGUUCUCGCAGCAUUUUGAUACGGCGGUCAGCCUGAGGCCGACUUGGGUGUCCAGCGCAGAGAUGCUUGUCACGGCAGGCGUAGAUAAGUUGGGUGCAACUGCAACUGCAACUGCGACAGAGACAGGGACAAAGACUGAGAGUGAAGAGUCUCAGGCCACGGAGACAGAGUCAGGUGCUGCGGCAGGAGGUCCUGGGCCUUUUGGCGCGAUGGUUACAGCUGCCCCGGUGCUGGUGCUGGGAGUUGCCGCUAUGCUGUAG
Aspergillus nidulans FGSC A4 is the source of this 687-nucleotide messenger RNA. RefSeq lists its product as uncharacterized. NCBI's taxonomy places the organism in Eukaryota, Fungi, Ascomycota, Eurotiomycetes, Eurotiales, Aspergillaceae. Bases 1 to 687 code for a protein of 228 amino acids. The transcript has a single exon. The record is from RefSeq and is a predicted model, not a curated record.